UUAUUGCAAAACAGUAUGUGUGCUGAUGCAUAUCUGUAUCUGUGGUUUAUCUUGCUAUUUCCUUGCUGUUCCCUGAUUGAAAGCUGUAACACACACAGACAAACUCUUCAUUAAGAGUUCUUUGACCUCCCAAGAUGUCUGCAGACGCUGAAGCACCAAGUUUAAAUUUGAAUGUGAGAUAUAGCAGAGAAGACAAAAAGAACAAAGGACAGCAAGAGGAUAUCCAGGUGGAGAGCUACGAGGAUCAAGAGACUUUAAAACUUGGACAUGCUGAUCUCAGAUCCCAUAAAGUUGCCCAUAGAAGGCGUUUUGCUACUGCGAUCAUUCUGGUGCUGUAUCUUCUGAUAUUGGCCGGAGUCUUCAUGCGCUACAUUUCUGUCACAUUGGAUCAAAAAACUUUGGUGAUGGAAAAAGAGCAGCUCAUGAUCACUCUGAACCAGACACAAGCCAGAAUCACCAAUCUCACUCAAGAGAACGAUGAGCUACAGACCAGAUAUGACAGCCUGAGCAAUGAGAACAGCCGGUUGAAGACUGAAAAUAUGAACAUGAAAGCAGAUAUUAACGCUCUCACUGAAGAGAGAGGCAAACUACAGAGCAGAUCUUGCGUGCCAAAUUUUGUCAUAGGCGGUCUAGUCCCUCUCUAACCUUUCUGCAUCAAUGAAGCAACAUCUGUGAGCUACAGAGAUCCAUGCAGUCAACUUGAGUCAGACACUACACUCGUGUGGUAUACUCUUGUCACUGCAACAUAUAUCCAACACCAUGUUUCGAUCAUGCCUGUUAUCCGAAGCUGUCAGUGCUCUGCUCACUCUCGAGGUGCCACACUGCUCAACUGAAGUAUGCUGCCACUCACUGUUACUGCUUAUGCUGCUGCUACUCAUACAAUACAGCAUCUCAAACACCCACCUCCACCUGAAGGA
Molecule: messenger RNA, 917 nt
Organism: Larimichthys crocea (large yellow croaker)
Lineage: Eukaryota; Metazoa; Chordata; Actinopteri; Sciaenidae
Exons: 6
Coding region: 135-644 (169 amino acids)
Source: RefSeq, a predicted model, not a curated record